Rotaria socialis is the source of this 1533-nucleotide messenger RNA. The record is from the annotation of a GenBank genome assembly. Lineage: Eukaryota; Metazoa; Rotifera; Eurotatoria; Philodinida; Philodinidae.
AUGAAUCAAUUAGCUGAUCGUAAAGGAUUUAAAAUUGAAUCAACUUUACAACCGAAAAAAAAAAGCAAAGAUAAAAAAUCAAAAUCAAAAUCAAACGAUCCGGGACAUGUGCGUAUUAUCGAUGACGAUGCACCAGUACCGUGGGGUGCAACAGAAAAACUUGAAAUUAUAGCUGCUAAUGAAAUUGUUUCAUUUGAAGAUGCUCCAACUGUUGUCGGUGUUAUUGAUGAACGUCCAUCGAAUGUACGUGAAAAAGAACGUUUUAAUGAUGCGAAGCGUUGGCGUACAGCAGCUUUUGAAGAAAUAUCAGAGCCUGAUACUAUAGGACCUCAACCGAAAUCAACAAAAAUAUCUUCAUCGGUAAAUUCUCGCCAAAAACAAAAUUCAUCUGAUGAUAGUGAUCCAGAUAUCGAUAGAGGUCCGCCAAGGAAAAAUGAAAAUUCUCAUUUUGCUGCAACACGAAGAAAAAACUAUCAAAACGAUAGUGAUCCAUCUCCUCCUCGAAGAAGGUGUCAAUCUGACGAUGAUAUAAGUCCACCACGACGACGUGAUCCAUCUCCACCGCGAAUAAAAUAUGACGAACCGUCUCCUACAAAAAGCAAGCAGAAAUCCAAUGACGAUUCAAGUCGAACACGCCACAAACAGUACCAAAAUGAUGCUGAUAUAUCUCCUCCACGACGUCGGGAUUCAUCUCCGCCGCGAAAAAAACAUGAUGACUCUUCAUCUCGAAGAAGAAAACGUCAAUCAGAUGAUGACCCUAGUCCACCACGACGAAAACUUGAUAAUUCUUCACCUCCUCGUCGAAAACCCAAUUCGAAUGAUAAUUCAAAUUCAUUAAAACAGCGUGAUACAUCUUCUCAUCACAAAAGACGAUCACGAGAUGAUGACGAUGAUGAUAAAGCAAAUCCUCCAAGACGCCGAGAUAAAUCUUCACAUUCCCACCGUAGAAAUGAUCGUCAUUCUGGCCAAGAAAGAUCGCAAUCACCAGUACAGAGUCGUCAACCAAAAGAAGAAACAUCAUCAUCGUCAAAACAUGAUAGACUAAAGCAAGAAUCUUUUCCGUCCGCACCAUCUCAGCCAGCUAAAUCAGAACGACGACGUUUAGCUGAACAUAAAGAACAACUAGCAGAACGAUAUCAAAAAUGGGGUCGUGGUUUAGCUCAAGUACAACAAGCAGAAGAUUCUGUGAAGGAUUAUUUAGAGCUAGCAGCAAAACCAUUGGCACGUUAUCGCGAUGAUACAGAUCUGGAUGCUAUGCUUAAACAACGAGAACGUGAAGAUGAUCCAAUGCUCAAAUAUCUUUCCCAUAAAACUUCUGAUACAGGUGAUCGAACUAAUAAUAGUAAUAGUGCUCCAGCUAAACCUCGUUACAGAGGGCCUGAUCCUCAAAAGAAUAGAUUCGAUAUUUGGCCUGGUCACCGAUGGGAUGGCGUUGAUCGAUCGAAUGGCUACGAAAAGAAACUAUUUGAAUCAAUUGCUAAUCGACAUGCUAAAUCUCAAGAAGCUUAUUUAUGGAGUGUUGAAGAUAUGUAA